Ochlerotatus camptorhynchus is the source of this 1400-nucleotide messenger RNA. Its product is annotated as protein dhs-3-like. Gene Ontology annotation, molecular function: oxidoreductase activity, acting on the CH-OH group of donors, NAD or NADP as acceptor. The transcript has 5 exons. Bases 52 to 1086 code for a protein of 344 amino acids. The record is from RefSeq and is a predicted model, not a curated record. NCBI's taxonomy places the organism in Eukaryota, Metazoa, Arthropoda, Insecta, Diptera, Culicidae.
ACGCGCUUCAAUACAGUUGGUUCUAGCCAGAACAACGACGCUCUGCUCAGAAUGGCGUGCCAAGUGCAAUAUUUCCAACACACAGACGGUGCGUAUGAACCGGCGAUCACUCAGGAACCCUCAGAGAAACCCUUCAGUUUCGAACAGUUAGAAAAGAACGUGAGAUUCGUCCUGGUGGAAAUAGUUCCCAAAGUGAUCAAGCUGUUACUACUGAUAGUUCCGGUGCUUUUGCGUGACUUUGUGCAGUUGUUCUUGCCGGUUAAGAGGAAAUCGAUAAACGGUCAGCUGGCAUUGGUCACCGGCGGUGGAAAUGGUCUUGGAAGAGCACUGUGCUUUCGAUUGGCACGCGAAGGUUGCUCGGUGGCUGUGGCCGAUAUUGAUCUAGUCAGUGCGCGUCGUACCACCGAAGAAGUGCGGGCCCAGUUCGGAGUGAAAGCUGAAGCGUUUCAAGUCGAUGUAGGUGAUUACAGGUCGGUUGUAAAGUUGAAAGAAAACAUCGAAUCCGCGCUCGGACCGGUCGACAUCCUAGUCAACAAUGCAGCGCUACUGGCCAUGUUGUCCCUGUCCGAAGGGAAACCGGAGGAUGUGCAACGAAUAGUUAACGUCAACCUACUGUCGCAUUUUUGGACAAUCCGUGCUUUCAAAGACGGCAUGGUUGAGCGACGCCGUGGACACAUCGUCGCGAUCAGUUCUGUGUUAGGUUUUCUUCCGGUGGGAAGAACGAUCUCCUACUGUGCGACCAAGUAUGGAGUGCGAGGCCUCAUGGCAUCGUUGGAAGAUGAAUUCUAUCAGGACGGUUUAUCGAAGGAUUUGCACACGACCUGCGUCUAUCCGACAGGAAUCAAAACCCGGAAGCAGUUUGUAGAUCUAGUCCAAGAUCUGAAUUUGAUCCUUCCGUUUCACACUCCCGAUUACGUGGCAAAUGCAAUCGUUGAAGGAGUGCUGGCCAACAAGGUAGAAUUAGUACCCAGCACAUGGGGAGCUCAGUCUUUAAUCUAUAUUAUUCCAAUCCUUCCCAAAUCAUUGAUCCGCUUGAUAGGUGACGUAAUGGUGGGAAAAAUGCCUGUUCUCAGCCACAGGGGCUGACCGUUCUAGCGAGGCAUACUCAACAGUUCUUGGCAAUGAUUUCCACUGGAUCACACCUUACAUUUUGCAAAUCUCGCAAACUCCAGUCAUCGUUGGAUCGGUGAUAAGCUGUUUGGAUCAAUCAAUCAAACCUCUAUAUAUGUACGUUUCUGCGAGCCUAUCAUCACCAAAAUGGCACUGUCAGCACGUAAAACGUUAAAAUACAACCGGAUUAUGGAGAAUGUGCUAAUGAUGAUAGGGGUUUAUUGAUACUGUUAGUUUUUUUUUUCUAAAUGGGUGAUGUCAGUAAAAAUAGAUAGGCUAUAAUAAGCAAU